AUGGCAUCCCCAUCCUCUUCUCAGGCCGAGACCCGUUCUCAAACGCCUCAAUCCGAACCCAGUACAACCCCUGCUUCUUCUCCUCCACCCGCAGAAGAUAACUUUGAAGAUGAGCUCAAUCCCGAUUUCCUCUUCACAAAAGAGGAGAAGGCUAUGCUGGAGGAAGAACAGAAAGUCAAGGCUGAGACGGACAAGCGGGAGGAGCAGAGAAAGAAGCGGGUACUGAAGAAGACUGGGCCACUCACACGAGAUGAGAGAGACACGAAAGCUACGGAAUUGAACGAAUUGCUCGCGAAGAGCGAAGUCUUCAGCAAGAUCUUGACUGGAAAGACGAAAGCGCUUGGGAGGAUGGGUACCACGAUGGACGGUACCUCUGCUGCAAUUGGAGAGCACCAUCUCGAGAUGACCAAGCAACCCAAGACCAUGAUCGGUGGCACGAUGCGCGACUAUCAACUGGAGGGGUUGACAUGGAUGGCUGAGAUCGCUUUGCAGGGAAUGUCUGGAAUUCUGGCAGAUGAGAUGGGCCUUGGAAAGACUAUUCAAACUAUCUCUUUGAUUGCACAUUUGCGGGAGAUGGAAUUCUAUGGUCCAUUCCUCAUUGUAGCCCCACUCAGCACCUUGUCGAACUGGAUUGAAGAGUUCGAGAAGUGGGUACCGGGUCUGCCUGUGCUUCUUUAUCAUGGAACCAAGCCGCAUCGGACAAGCAUCUUCAAAUCCGAGAUGGAGAAGAAUGUUGACAAGUCGAGACGGGUCAACAAACGUUUUCCUGUCGUCUGUACCAGCCCGGAAAUGAUCUUGAAGGACGAGAACAACUUCACCAAGAUCAAAUGGGAGAUCAUAAUGAUCCCUGUGCUGAAGGACGAGGGUCAUCGCAUGAAAAACUCGAAUUCCAAGCUAUUUCAAGUUUUGAAGUCUUUUUACUCAGCUACUCGUUUCCUGAUUACUGGUACUCCUUUGCAAAACAACCUUAAGGAAUUGUGGUCGUUGCUCAACUUCUUGCUACCAAAUAUCUUCAAAGACUGGACGCAAUUUGAGGCAUGGUUCGAUUUCAGCGAACUUCAAGAUGAGCAAGGAACCGAGGAAUUUAUUCAGGACACGAUGAAGCAGGAGCUCGUCAAGAAGAUGCAUGUGAUACUCCAACCACUACUUCUGCGUCGUGUCAAGGCAGAUGUCGAGCAUAUGCUCCCGAAGAAGCGAGAGUAUAUUCUGUAUGCCCCAAUGACGAAGGAGCAGACCGAUUUGUAUAAUACAAUCGGUGACAAGACAGCGGAUUUACGAAAAUAUCUAGAAGACAAGGUUAUCCAACGCUUGACCGAAGCAGCAGUCUCACCCCAAGACUCGGGGAAACCCAGUCCGAUUCCCACCCAGAAAAAUCGAAGCAUAAAGACCGAAAAGGCUGCAAGCAAGAAUCUUCUAACUAGCCCUGUUGCCCUCAGAUUUCGCGACAACGGAGCCUCAGAUGUCAAGCCGCUCCCCAAGAAUGCUUUCGAGAAGAUGAUGGCCAAUAAGUCAUCCCUGAAGCCGAGAGGUAGACCCAAGAGUUCACUGAAGCGAAAGUCUCUGGAUGAUCUAGCCACCUCUGAAUCCAAAUCCGUGAAGUCCAGCCGCAAUUCGACCCCAGCCGGCAGUAUCCGGAGUCGGCAGUCAAAGGCGAAGAAGACGUAUGCUGAAGCUCACUCCUCGGAUGAAGAUGAUUUGAGCGACGACGAAUUUGAGCAGAAGCUUGCUGAUGAGCUUGCCGUGAAGGAAGAGGAAGAGGCGAAAGCUGAUGGCCAAGAGGUUGACGAGCGGGCGAAAAUUAUUGAUCUAGCCAGAAAAGAGAUAUCAGGCAAGAAAUUAGGCAAUCCCCUCAUGCAACUUCGUUUGGCAUGCAACUCACCGCAUAAUUUUUACAAUGUCUGGUCACUGGAUUCUGGACUCGAAGUAGAUGAAACACUCGUCACUUCUUCCGGAAAGAUGUUGCUUCUCGAUCGCCUCCUCCCUUCAUUGUUUGACCGUGGGUCUAAGGUUUUAAUUUUCUCCCAAUUCAAGACAUCACUGGACCUGUUGGAAGAUUAUGCCAGAGAUCUGCGAGGCUACAACGUCUGCCGCCUCGAUGGCUCAGUCGCACAAGACGAUCGACGCAAGCAGAUCAAGGAGUUUAAUGAAAACCCGGAAUUCAAACUCUUCCUCCUGUCCACUCGUGCUGGAGGCCAAGGCAUCAACCUUGCAACCGCCGAUACCGUCAUCCUGUUCGACAGCGAUUGGAACCCACAGCAGGAUCUACAAGCUCAGGAUCGCGCGCAUCGAAUCGGACAAACCAAACCUGUUGUUAUUUUCCGUCUCGCUACCAAAGGCACAGUUGAAGAAACUCUGCUCAAGAGUGCAGAAGGCAAGCGCAGAUUAGAGAAAGCGGUUAUCAAAAAAGGUGGUUUUAAGACGAUGGGACAAAAGAUGGACAAUGAAGGUGGCAUGAGCGAAGCUGAUUGGAAAACUUUGCUGUUGAAAGAUGGCCAAGUGUAUAAGACCAGUGGUGGUGAUGAGGUUCUGACUGAUCAAGACCUAGAUGUCUUGUGUGAUAGGUCCGAUGAGGCGUAUGCUAAUGCUGCGAACGGUCUGGGUAAUGCUGGUGGCUAUGAGAUUGUGGAGACUAAGGCUGGUGGGAUGAUGAUAGAUCUCGCAUCAAAGUCAUGA
Lachnellula hyalina is the source of this 2673-nucleotide messenger RNA. RefSeq names its product Lymphocyte-specific helicase (gene Hells). Gene Ontology annotation, cellular component: nucleus. Lineage: Eukaryota; Fungi; Ascomycota; Leotiomycetes; Helotiales; Lachnaceae. The record is from RefSeq and is a predicted model, not a curated record. Gene Ontology annotation, molecular function: DNA binding; ATP binding; ATP-dependent chromatin remodeler activity. The transcript is spliced from 3 exons. Bases 1 to 2673 code for a protein of 890 amino acids.